CUUUUCUCUGUUUUCGUGCAAAUAUGCAUCGCAGUUUUUCAACAGAAAAUAAUGACCACAAGAGAAUUAUUCCUAAUAAUGAUCAUGAAGAAGAAAAACCCACUAUUGUACCACAAACAUUACUUAACGACUGUAAUAUUUCAGAUGUUGAGAAGUGUGAUAAAACAGACAAUGUCAGUGGUAUAGUGGAUGCUUUAAGGUGUGCACUUGUUAGUUUCGAAAGCCAUAUACAGGCAGAAAACAGUUGCACGGAUGAUAUUAGGAAUCUAUGCAGUGAGGCUAAAUCGUUGCAGGCAAAAUUAAGAGACAAGAAGUGUUUGAUAAUAAGUCAUUUUCAAAAUGUUGUUUCAAACCUUGCUGAGGAAAAUUAAAAUGACACUUGAGCUAUUAUUCAACCUCAUCUUCUUUUCAAAAAAUAAAUACAAGUUAU
Molecule: messenger RNA, 430 nt
Organism: Schistosoma margrebowiei
Lineage: Eukaryota; Metazoa; Platyhelminthes; Trematoda; Strigeidida; Schistosomatidae
Source: the annotation of a GenBank genome assembly